Oreochromis niloticus (Nile tilapia) is the source of this 6071-nucleotide messenger RNA. Its product is annotated as nck-associated protein 5. Gene Ontology annotation, biological process: microtubule depolymerization; microtubule bundle formation. The transcript has 16 exons. The record is from RefSeq and is a predicted model, not a curated record. NCBI's taxonomy places the organism in Eukaryota, Metazoa, Chordata, Actinopteri, Cichliformes, Cichlidae. Gene Ontology annotation, cellular component: microtubule plus-end. The coding region runs from base 790 to 5745 and encodes 1651 amino acids.
CUUUCCCCCUGAGGAAGAUCCACCUUCAGAGAGGCAGCGGAGCAGCCGUCUCCCUGAACACAUGUUAAACGUCCUGUAAGCCCGAGGAAGAGGAGGAGGGAGGCAGUCAUAGAGAGAGAGAGAGAGGGAGAGGGAGGCUCGGAGACAGACAGCAUGAGAGAGAAAGAGAUAGAAGCGGAGACAGACUGAGGAGAGAAAUAUUCGGAGGAAAGAUAAAGCCGGGAGGCGGGGUGGUGGGCGGCAGAUCGGAGGCACAAAACACUCGGUGUGUUUGUGCGUGUGUGUAAAGAGGAGCCUCGGAGCGCUGAGGGAAGCGUGCAUGUAGCAGGAGAAGGGAAAGCGGUGUAUCGGGAGAAGUCGGUGCACGCCGGCAGAGUGAGGGAGGCAGCAGAGUAGGGGAAAAAGGAGGGGGGGGGGGGAAGCAAGGACUUUGAGAGCGAGGAAGAGGGAAAGGCAGUCCGGGGCAGAGCCGGCAGCGCUCUGUUUGUGGAUGUAAACUUUGUCAUCUGCGGGAUCAGUCGGACAGCAGCUGCGGAGCAGGAGGAAAGCGUGCCGGUGGAUUACCAUGCGUGUCCUCUGAAUGCACCAGGAUGCUGCGUCUCCACCAGGACGGGGGUCCGUGACGAGCGACAGGAGGUCAGGAACCAGCUGUGGCUGGGAAACAGGGGAUCGCCGCGGGUCAGGCCACUCCUCGCCAUCCACCGCAGCGCUUCGUGGUGAUUGAUUGAACCUGCCUAAUGCAUUGGGACCAAUUGAACGGUCACAGAUGUGCGAGCCCCACCCCCUCAGAUGCCUGUGCAGAUGAAAGUGUUUACACCGACGCUGAUUUUGAUGCCAUCUCGGCAUUUCAGGGAAAAGCUGGCUGUGGCUCGCCUGCAGAGGGAAGUCGCACGGAGCAAGAGCGAAGGAACAAUGCGAGAAAAGCUGAUCCACGAGCUAGAGGAAGAGCGACGCCUGCGACUGGAGAGCGAGAAGCGUCUCCGGGAAGUGACGGAGGAGUCCGAGCUGGGUCGGGCGCAGGUGGUUUCACUGCAGCAGCAAUUCUCCAGGAUGGAAGAGACAGUGCGGUCGCUGCUGCAGAAUCAGGGUGUCCUGGAGCAGACUGCUGUGGACACGGUGGACAUCAUGAAGGUCUACAAGGAUAAACUCUCUGAGGAAGUGCAGAAACAGCACGACGGCCCUGUAGAGAAGGGCUCCCUGCCGGCGACUCAAGCGGAGCCGGACCCCAGGCUGCUGCCGAAUCCUGAACAUGAUGCCAGCCAAGCAGAAGAGGAUAAAGACAAAACCAAGCUCCUGCUGGAGCGCCUCAAGGCCCUGGAGGAGGAGAACUCCGCCCUGGCCUCAGAGAAUGAGAGUCAGAGGGAGCAGUACGAGCGCUGUCUCGACGAGGUUGCCAAUCAAGUCGUGCAGGCGCUUCUAACCCAGAAGGAUCUGAGGGAGGAGUGUCUGAAGCUGCGAACAAGGGUUUUCGAUCUCGAGCAGCAGAAUCGGGCGCUCGGUGUUUUGUUCCAGCAGAAGAUCAAGCCGGCCUCGGACCUGCUUCUCCAGAAACUCCACUCUCGGAUCAUGGAUCUGUCUGCAGCAGAUUUGCUCCUGGAGCCAGAGAGAAGCAAGGCUUUCCUACUUUCCAGGAAUACAGACUCCCCCUCUAAUGAGGUUCAGUUGAAUGGAAAGGCAGGUCUCCCUGUGGCCAAAUGUCUGAGCCAGCUGAGCCUGACGGUGCCAGCGCCCGUGUACCCACGCAGCAGCUGUAGCAGCAGUGAGCUGUCGCUGUCGAGCGCGUGCAGUGAAUUCUCCAGCGGCUCAUACACCUGGAAUGAUGGACGCUCCUGUGGGAAAAUGUCAUCUCUGACGUGGGAGAAGAGGCUGAGUUUGGGUUCGUCUGCCCCUAGUAAUAUCUGUGCUGCUCAGGAGGAGCACCUCCCCACAAGACGUAAGGAGAGCCACAUACUGGAAGGACUGAGAAAGCUCCAAAGGAGGAAACACAGGAGCUCCUCCUGUUCCUCCAAGGUCUCCAAGUCAGGCUACAAAGACUGCAUGAACUCCAAUGAGGGCAUCUACUCACUGGGCAUCAAGAGUAGCAGUAAAGGGGUGUCUAGGCCUACCCAUGUGGGGAGAACUGCUCGAGGAAAGCAGUUUGCUUAUGAUUCUGAUGAUGCAGAUGAUGAACUGGCACAUUCUAGUUGUAGAGAUAACAUCCCCACCAAGGACAACUCGUUUCACUGUAAGAAGCUCUCACACAGCAUCUCAGACAGUUUAUGUAGCUGGGAGGGAACGCAAGACAGCGGAGGUGACACUAUCUCAAGUCCUGUGGCUACUAAACACCCUUCUGGGUAUGACUCAAAGGAGCAGCCUGAAAGACUCAUGAGUUUUAUUAACAGCCUUCUCCCUGAAGGAGGGCGGAUAUCAGCUUUUACGAGACCAUCGAAGCUGCACCUCACCCCUACUGAACCAGAGGUUCCCUGUCUCUCUGAUGCAGAUGAUCUGGAGGAGCUAAAGUCUGAGUCAAAUGACAUCCGAAUGUCCUUUAGCCAGCCACCAGAGCAAGCCGAGAGGGACUCGAAGAGGUUGUCAAGAGAUGCUGCCAAGCUGAUUACACAGCAGUGCUUGCGGAGAGACCAGGUUCGUACCCAGUCUGCAGAUGGAAGACCCAGGCCUUUCAGCCUGAUUAAGGAGCCCAAAGUGGCCAAAUGCACCCAGUCUGAGGAGAGCGUGUUGGCAAUAUUUGAUGCAGAAGGAGAGCCUAUUGAACUUCGUGCAGAGAAACUUGCAGCAGCUGCUGGGACUCUAAAAGACAUUCAGGGUAGCAAAGUAGUUCCUGACUACACGGAACUGGUGCCCCAAGAGAGGCCAACAAAGCAGAAACCCUCAAAAUCAAGAAACUACAGUGUUCUUGAGUCUCCAGAGAAGCCGUCUGAAUAUCAGAUCAGGACCCACAAGCCAAGGGAGCAAAGCAGUAGCAGGGAGGGAAGUGCAGAGAGGCUAUCAAUGCAGCUGACUCCACAACGGAAACUUAUCAAACCACCAAGCAAUCGAGCUAGUAAAGGCCAUUCCAUCCCUCCCAUGAAUGACGCUGCUGGUUCCAAGUCCAGUAGUUCAAAGAUACCUGGUAGUAAUAAACCUUCAGGAUCCCCACUGAGAUUAUCUAAGGGCUCUGCCACUGAACCAAGUAACAGCGGGAACUCAGGACCCCCUGGGCAGGAGAAAUCCCCCUCCUCUCCGACAGUUAAAAUGUCCAGAUUCAUCAAGACACCAGGAACCUGUAUUCAAAGCCCAAAAGCGGUGAACUCAAAGCUCCCCAGCAGGGCCGAAUGGAAUAAGGGCACCUCAUCGAGUUCCCCUCACCUCUCAAGGAGACACCUGGAGUAUGCUGACAAUGGCGAACAGCCAACCAGAGACAAACACUGUGAAAACAGCAAAAAUAAACUCAGGUCCCCCUCUCCUCCCCCUCCCCCGGGCCGCACCACCUCUUUACUGAUCAGACCAAAUUACGAGGGGUCGCCUCAAGCACAUAAAACAGGGGUGACUCAACCAUCCACACCAACCACUGUGAGGGGCCCACCCCCAAGUUACCACACCUCACUUUUACCAAAUAUGCAAUCAACGCUACCCAUCAAGGAUAAAGACUGUUUAGACUUGGAUGCAGGCUACGGGACUGCACUUGCACCUCAGAAACUGGUUGACAAAACCAGUCAGCACCUUCAAAAGUCCCCUGCCGUGACUAAGACACCUGCUAAAGGCGCUUCCAAGCGGAUGACCACGAAAGACUACCUCCCUUCUGCAAACUCAGGGUGUGCUCGAGAACCUGAAACCGCACCUAAAACCUCGAAGAAUGUCCCUCCUCCCUACAGUGCCCUCAGAGGGUCCUCAUUUCAGAACUCACCUGCAAGCAAAAAAGGAUCUGCUAAUGAAAAUGUCCAUCAGUCAGUGCAGAAGACCUCUAUUAGUUUACCUGUUUCACUUCAGGACACACCUCAAGGUCAGGCAGAGCCACAAACUGGCAAAGCUGUAGACAGCUCUAUUAUUAUGUCCCCUAACCUAGCAGAAAAAGCCUCAAAGACUCGCAUCCCAAUGGGCUUUAAGGCAUUUUUAAAGUCUCCUCCUAGCCAUAAAAAUAGUCCCUCUAUACCAGGCAAACAAGAGAAAGAUCAUAUCAACUCAGUCUCCAAGGAGACUGUGACUUCAAAUGCUUCUGCCCAGUGUGACAACUUGCAGACAGAGUACAAUAUUGAUUCGCCAUCCAAGAUGUCUGUUACAGAGGGGAAAGGUGAAGUCCAGUGUAGGUUACUGGAAGUAGAAUUACAAGCUACUGUGCUGCCAGAGGAAGGGGGUGUUUGCGAUAAUGGGAAAAGGAGUAGUCAGCUUUUUGGCAGAUCCAUAUCUAUUGCUGCCAAACCUCAUUUAAAGCCAGCGUUAGGGAUGAACGGGGCAAAAGCUCGUAGCCAGAGUUUCAGCACCAACUACAUUGAAAAACCAAGCAUCAAUUCCUUAGAUGGGCCGGGAAAAAUCAGAACUCAGAUCAUUACCAACUCAGGUGAAAGGGGGAACUCUCUGUCGAGACAGAGUUCCUUAGAGGCGACCUGUGCUGGGUUAGCAGAGAGCCCUGUUCAUUCCCCAAGGACAAGACUUAGCCACUAUGGAGGCAUGACAGGGUCAAAUAGUCACGGCAUCCUCCCUGAGAGAGCUUUCAAAUUGGGUUCGAAAGUUGAGGGGUCACAGGGCACAGUCAUGUCACCUUCUCACAAAGUGGUUCGUAGUUUACCCAUGAGUGAUAGGACUGGUUUAAACAUCCGUAAGCCAUCGAAGGUUGCCUCUCAUCCACAGUUUCAUCCUCCGUCCUCUUGUGUCUACGGCUUGGAAAAUCCAGUUAGAGAGACAGAAGACAAAGCAGCAUUCCCUAAUGAGCCAGACUUCAGCAGGGAAGGCAAAACCCAGGCGGACUCCCCAAACAAACACCCAGAUAUGGAGGAGAAAAAAAUCAGCCCAACAGUCACCACUAUUGAAGAGAAAGUCAUGAUGGGAAUUGAGGAGAAUGUGCAGAAAUGUCAAGAACAGGAGAAGGUCGCUGCCACCGAGGCCAAACAGAAGACGGGUCCCUCUCUGGCAAACUGGUUCGGCCUCCGUAAGAGCAAACUUCCAGCUCUGAGUAGUAAAAAAGCCGACUCUCCCAAGGGAAAAGAGGAGAAGAAAGAGCUGAAGAUCGGAUCAGUUCUUGGAGGCAAACAGAUGAAGUCUGACAAGAAGAAGGAUAAGAAGAAAAAUGAUAAUCAGCAGAAAGAAAGCCAGGAGGUGCAGGGUCUGUCUGAGAUGAACAACAAGCUUAGCUCCAUUAUGGACCACUGCAACAAUCAGAUGGGUCAGAUUGCCAGUCAGAUCCAGUGCACGACGGCCUUUAUUGGAAAAGACCAGUUUGUGAAAGAGCUUCUUGGCAGGACCGCUGUGAAGGGCAGCUCCGUGGCCACAUCGCCGCCUGGGAUCUCCACGCCCAAGAAACACAGCGAAACGAAGGGAGAUAUGGAGAUCUGUUCAGAUACUGCUACCCUCAUAAUGACAGAGAAGAUCAACCUAAAGGCUGAAAAUGUAGAGGGACACAUCCCAGAUGCAGCUUGUCAAGACCACAUGUUAGGCUUCGGCUGUCAGAUGAGAACCCUGGACAGUGGCAUCGGCACCUUCCCUCUCCCCGAUUCUGUCACCCGGGCCAGCGGUCGACAUAUCCCUAAAUCUGAAUCCAGCCCCGAGGGGUGACCGGCGGCUCCUCUGAGCUCGAUCGGGAGCCCCCCUCUUCUCACCCUGACCCCUCACAACCUGUUGUGAAAGUGCCUUCCCUUUCAAAACCCCACCCGCAUGUCUCUAUGAGCAUGGGUCACUCCCUGUCUGACCCCACUGUGACCUGCAGCAACGACAACGCUCGGGACACCCAGAGCCGCCUGCCCAAAUUAGCAUCCUCAGAUGCAAUCCAAACAAAGAGGUUGAGUUUUUGUGCCCCACGCAGCAACAUCUCAGGUUCCACUGAGGACAAAGAGACAGAAGCAGAGAGGAAGAUGAAAUCCAAGGACCAUGAUAUGCCGGGC